This is a messenger RNA of Larimichthys crocea (large yellow croaker), 1879 nucleotides long. RefSeq names its product sterol 26-hydroxylase, mitochondrial. Gene Ontology annotation, molecular function: iron ion binding; monooxygenase activity; oxidoreductase activity, acting on paired donors, with incorporation or reduction of molecular oxygen. Lineage: Eukaryota; Metazoa; Chordata; Actinopteri; Sciaenidae. Gene Ontology annotation, biological process: glucocorticoid biosynthetic process; cellular response to peptide hormone stimulus; cholesterol metabolic process. Gene Ontology annotation, cellular component: mitochondrial inner membrane. The record is from RefSeq and is a predicted model, not a curated record. The transcript has 9 exons. The coding region runs from base 1 to 1566 and encodes 521 amino acids.
AUGGCUGCAUGGUUGUCCCAGAGUGUAAUGUGGAGGAAAGGCUCCUGGCUGCUGCAGUGUCCUAUCGCUGUGGCCCGGGUCUACUCCAGGAGGGUGGAAAGUGACUCCUCUGCCCCUGGGCACCUCUAUACCUUCCAGGACAAGCCUCGGACUGUAGAGGACCUCCCACGUGUCAGUUUCUUGGAGCUGAUGUACAGACUGACUUUUCAGGGUUUCCUCAGCCGUAUACAUGAGCUACAGAUCUAUGAGAAACAGAGACACGGGCCCAUAUACAAAGACGCAUUAAAGUCAGUGUGCGUUACUACUCCAAAGCUGCUGGAGGAAAUCAUGAGGAAUGACGACAAGUUCCCUAACCGAGGAGACAUGUCUCUGUGGCAAGAGCACCGCAACUUGAGAGGAUUUGGCUACGGACCUUUUACAGAGAACGGGGAGAACUGGUACAAUGUCAGAACGGUGCUGAACAAGCGCAUGCUGCAUCCGAAGGACUCUGCACAGUAUGGCGACACUCUCAAUGGCGUUGUUACAGACUUCAUCAAGAGGAUGUACUACUUGCGUCAAUGCAGCCCCACAGGAGAUUUGGUGACUAAUAUGGCCAAUGAGCUCUAUCAUUUCUCACUAGAGGCUAUUGCCUCCAUACUGUUUGAGACGAGGCUUGGGUGUCUGGAAAAGGAAAUCCCUGCCGGUACACAAGACUUCAUCAACUCAAUAUCCAAGAUGUUCUCCAACAACUUUGUUGUGAUGUUGCUGCCCAAGUGGAGCCGCGGUAUACUGCCCUACUGGGGGCGUUACAUUGAAGGCUGGGAUGGUAUCUUUAGCUUUGCUACGAAGUUGAUUGACAAGAAGAUGGAGUUCAUUCAGCAAUGCUUGGACAACAACGAGGAGGUCAAAGGCGAAUACCUAACAUACCUCCUCUCAAACACUCAGAUGAGCACUAAAGAUGUGUAUGGCAACAUCACCGAACUACUUUUAGCUGGAGUGGACACGACCUCCAACUGCCUCACAUGGACUUUACACCUGCUGUCCAUGGACCCUAAAAGUCAGGACAGACUUUAUGAAGAAGUGUCCACAUUCGUACCAGCAGACCAAAUACCUUCUGCUGCAGAUGUCACUCGGAUGCCAUAUUUAAAGGCUGUUAUCAAGGAAUCAUUGAGGAUGUACCCUGUGGUUCCUAUGAACGGAAGAGUCAUAGCAGACAAGAAUGUUACGAUUGGUGGAUAUCAGUUUUCAAAGAACACCCAUUUCACGCUCGGUAACUACGCCAUCAGUCAUGAUGAGGAUACAUUCCCAGAAUCAUUCACAUUUAAGCCGGAGAGGUGGCUCCGUGACUGCCAUGACAGGCCAAAUGCCUUUGGCAACCUCCCGUUUGGCUUUGGAGUGAGAGGCUGCGUUGGUCGACGGAUUGCUGAGCUUGAGAUGUAUUUGGUUCUGUUUCGACUGAUCAGGCAGUUUGAGGUCAAACCAGACCCCACAAUGGGAGAGUUGAAAUGCAUCAACCGCACUGUUCUGAUACCAGACAAACCAGUAAGCCUACACUUUGUGGACAGAGUAAGUCAAAACACAGCUUGAUUUGCUUUGCAGAUCGGUUUGAAUGUAAUUGUUACAUGUAACAAGGACAACAAGGACUGCAUGGAGCAACUGAGGAACCACCGAGCAUCAUAUAUAUUGAUAAAAAAGAUGACAUAGAUGUACUGUACAUCACACUUUUCUAAGAAUCAUUCAUUCUUAUCUUCAGGCUUUAUACUUGGAAUAAAGUAACAUUAGCAUUUUGCUAUUUCCUACUUGGCUCACUUCAUUCAAAAUGACAGAAAAAAGUGGAGGCAAGGAUCUGUGUAAAGCUUCUGCAUUGUGUUUCAUUGUGUGUGUCUAUCCCUAUUUUUGG